AUGGAUUCUCGUCAAGCUUGGAAGGAAUACUUGAGGGAGUUGUGUUUCUCGUCCCACGACUCGUCCGAUGAAGAAGAUUUGUUCAUGGAGGGUAUGAGAGCUUGGCAUGCCGACCUGGAGGAAUCAGAGAGGCGACCAUGGUGCGGCUCAGUGCCAGGUCGGAAGCGCAUCAUCCGGUACCAGCUCGAGGGCCAUAUGAGGUUGUUCAACGACUACUUUGCUGAUCCCCCCGUGUACCCCGACUACAUAUUCCGACGCAUGUUCCGGAUGAAACGCAACCUGUUUCUGAAGAUAGUUGCAGCUGUAGAAGAGAAGGACCCCUGGUUCCAGCAGAGGAGAAACGCAGCUGGCGAGCUCGGGCUAUCGGCAUUGCAAAAAGUGACUACGGCAUUUCGUAUGCUAGCAUACGAUGCGCCAGCUGAUUCUCUCGAUGAGUGCCUUCGGCUUGGUGAGAGCACCAUCAUUGAGAGCAUGCGUCAUUUCGUCAAUGCUAUUGUGCAGAGGUGGAAGAACUGCCCCACGGCGUGGGCCGAGUCUUAUACGGAGCAUGUGAAUGCUCCGACUAUCAUUCUCGAGGCGGUAGCGUCGCACGACCUGUGGAUCUGGCAUGCCUUUUUCGACAUGUCUGGUUCGCUCAACGACAUCAAUGUCCUUCACCAAUCACAUCUCCUCGAUGACUUAGCCGUCGGAGAGGCACCAAAGGUUAAUUACACAAUCAAUGGUCACGAGUACACUAUGGGUUACUACCUUGCCGACGGAAUUUACCCAGAAUGGGCCACGUUUGGGAAACCCAUUCCGUCACCUGUCGGCCGGAAGCGCCAACACUUCGUCGUGCAACAAGCGGUGGCUCGUAAGGAUGUGGAGCGCGCCUUCGGAGUCCUCCAGUCGCGGUUUCCCAUUGUUCGGGGGGCAACACGGUUAUGGGAUGAGGAAACUUUGUCCGCCAUCAUGACCGCAUGCAUAAUCAUGCAGAACAUGAUUAUUGAAGACGAGCGUGAAGACGACGAUGUGGAGUACGUGUACGAGGGAGCAGGUGACGACGUCCAGCAUUCUCACGACGUGACGCCACCAUUGAUGGUCUUGAGCCAACGUUACAAUGCUAUUCGAUGCAAGCAGUACCAUGUUACUCUCCGGGAAGACCUAGUCGAACACCUUUGGCAGUUACAUGGAGGCGACUUCUAG
Molecule: messenger RNA, 1182 nt
Organism: Phragmites australis (common reed)
Lineage: Eukaryota; Viridiplantae; Streptophyta; Magnoliopsida; Poales; Poaceae
Exons: 3
Coding region: 1-1182 (393 amino acids)
Source: RefSeq, a predicted model, not a curated record